Vigna angularis (adzuki bean) is the source of this 720-nucleotide messenger RNA. RefSeq lists its product as uncharacterized. Bases 112 to 435 code for a protein of 107 amino acids. The record is from RefSeq and is a predicted model, not a curated record. The transcript has 3 exons. Lineage: Eukaryota; Viridiplantae; Streptophyta; Magnoliopsida; Fabales; Fabaceae.
ACACUGUUCCUUUCUUCCUUCCAAGAAGAGUUAUUUAUUAGUAAUUCACGUGAAGAACAUUGUUCUCUUCAGGUUUAUUGUGUUGGUAACUGGUUAGAGCAACUUGAAAACAUGAAGCUUUCUUGCCUCUUUGCUUUGCUCUUGGUGGUUGGAGCAACCGUGAUGUUCCUUAACAUCUUUAGUCCUACCAGGGCCUCCGAUUUGAUUGAAACCAACAGUGGAGAUAAAGCCACACGGAUUGCAGCAGUAAGCAGGAAACUGAAGGAAAAUGGGAAUAGUAACAACAUUGGUGAUAUGGGUGAAGUGAGUCUGACUGAUUAUGAUGUUGAUCCAGUGCCAACUUCAUCAAAGUUCUUGGAACCUGGACCUAUUCAACAUGGAAGCCCUCUGAAUCCUUACAUUCCAAAACCUCCACCUCCUGGAGAUUAUGACUAACUUUCUACUCUCUUGAACCAUGUUAUGUUAAGUAGAUAUUAUGCUCAGAAGAGAAAGCUAUUAACACUCUUUUAACAUAUUUCUUUUGAUGAAAAUAAGAAAUUGUUCAAAGUUAUGUGUUGGUAUAUCAUUUCUCAUGCUGAAAAUAAAAAUGGAGGACUUGUUCUUUUACCAGUAUAUUUUGUGCCUUUCAUCAUCUAUGUAGUUAUCAAUGGACAUACUAGGAUCAUGAUUCCUACUUUUGUUGUUCAGUGUUUGUGCAACUCAGAAUUUUUAUGUUCCUUA